UGCGCCAAAACAGCAAGCCAAUUGGAUGAGGAAGUCUGAUUUAAUCAAGGCUUCUUCCUUCCUUUCUGUAACAUACAGAAUGUGCCCGCUCAAAGCACACACACACGUAUUUUUCUGCUUUUAAAAAUGCAAAACAGGCCUCUCCUGACUUCGUGCGGACUGCAGAUGCAGCACAGCUAAAACCUCCUCGGCGUUCCCCAGCUUUGCAAUGGAGCAGGACCCAGAGAGCACAGCAGACAGAGAGCUGUUGGAAGCUGCAAGCACGAUUGCUACGUUUUCUAUCGCAGCUCCUCCUGAUGAAGAACAAAGUCAACCCAAAGCUGAAAUUUCCUGUGAACCGAGCACAGAAAAUCCAGAGAAAGACGACCUCCAAGAUUCCAAAGCAUCCCUAAGUCCCAACUCUUCAAUGACCACUAAAGAGCUUCAGGAAUACUGGAGGAAUGAAAAAAGCCAGUGCAGACAGGUCAAACUCCUGUUUGAAAUUCCAUCAACCAGAAUUGUAGAGCACCACUUAUCUAAAUAUGUGAUGUAUAAAAUCAUCAUUCUGCAAACGGGAAGCUUUGACAGCAACAAGUCUGUAAUUGAACGGCGCUAUUCUGACUUUGAGAAACUGCACAAGAAUCUUCUGGAGGAUUUCAGUGAGGAAAUGGAAGAUAUGACCUUUCCAAAAAAAGCCCUAACAGGGAACUUCACAGACGAAAUAAUCAAUGAGAGAAAACUGGCCUUUAAGGACUACCUGAGGCUUCUGUAUUCAAUGAAAUAUAUCAGGAGAUCAAAAAAAUUUAUUGACUUUUUAACAAAGCCUGAGCUUCAGGAAGCAUAUGGCUGCCUGCGGGGCGGCCAGUACAACAAGGCUUUGGAAAUCCUGUUAGAAGUCAUCGGUCUGCAGGAGAGGCUGACCAGAGGCAACCCUGCUGCAACUGUCCCUACCCUCUGUGCUAUUGUGGUGUGCCACAAGGACCUGGGAAAUGCAGCAAGCGCCUUUGAAUACGGGGAAAAGGCUCUGUCACUCCUAUGCAUGCGUAACAGUCACAAGUACUAUAUCCCACUGCUAGAAGCAAUGAUCACUCUGGCAUAUGAGCUUGGCAAGGAUUUUUUGUCUUUGCAAGAGAAACUGGAAGAAUGGAAGGCAAAAAAAGAUCCUGUACGGGUUUUUUCCCUGAAAGAGCUUGCAGUUCGGGAAUAUGUAAAAUGAAUACAAGAAACAGUUUCAUUAAAGUACAAAGCUACCUGCUCCUUCUGAACACAAUAUCUUGGAAGAGUAAUGAACAGAAAUUACCUGGUAAGGUAACGUAACUUUAAGAAGGGGAAAAAAAUAAAUAUUUCUCAACAUGCUGGGAAAUUUCAUAUUUACUCCAGACCUAAGCUUAUUAAAACUGCUGGAAAUAAAUUCCUUACAGAAA
Messenger RNA from Coturnix japonica (Japanese quail), 1403 nucleotides. RefSeq names its product sorting nexin 20 (gene SNX20). Gene Ontology annotation, molecular function: phosphatidylinositol phosphate binding. NCBI's taxonomy places the organism in Eukaryota, Metazoa, Chordata, Aves, Galliformes, Phasianidae. The record is from RefSeq and is a predicted model, not a curated record. Gene Ontology annotation, biological process: protein transport. Gene Ontology annotation, cellular component: early endosome membrane.